CAGCCUUGUAUCGGAGAAUUGCUAGAAUAGUGUAGUUGGAAAGUGAUCAAUCCAUUGAGUUUCUUGAAACCGAGAGAUGCCUUCGCAUGUGAAAUUACAAACCGGAUAAUUAAUAAACAGACAAAAGGUGGCCAAUCCUGAAUCCACUCAUGUUAACAGAAGUAGAGACAUUACAACUGGAGAAAACGGCCAUGAAAAUUACCAAUUUUGGUUUCUCUUCAGUCGCAGGCGCUCCGAACAGUAGAAAUAAAUUAGGGAUUUUAUCGUCGGAAGAACUCUCUGAAUAAUAUCAUGAAAACUUUAAUUUAAAAAGGUUAAGCACCAAGUUGGUAUGUUAUAAGUGUUCAAUGGCUUGUUUUGUGUGUUUAUGGCCAUAAAUAGACAUGUGAAUGUUUCAAUUAAUUACGUAAACAAUAUCACACACGCAGUCAAAUUGUCUCUUAAUGUGUAAUUCUAUGACUAAUAUAAGUGUGUACAUCUUACUUCAAACAUAUUGAUCCUAUCAGCAGGAACGUUCUUGAAGGUACAAGUUAACGACCUGUGGAUGUUAUUCGUUCGGAGUAAACGUGCUAAUUUAGAGGAUCGGGGCUACAUAUAUAAGUAUUCGAAUCAUUAUCUCAGAUGCAUCUUGAGGAAAGACCGGGCAUCACCACAGCAAUGGAGAAAACUACAACUGAUGCCACAACGAUUGGCUAUGGAUCUACAGGAAUAUACCUUAACUUUGCCAACAUGUCAUUCGAAGAAAUUCAAAGGCGACUAGACAAUUUCAGUCAAGAACAACCCGAAAAUUUGGAUAUUUUGCAGGACCAAAAAUGGAGAAUUGCUACAGUAGUGAUUUAUAGUAUUGUGAUUCUGUUCGGAUUCCUGGAAAAUAUGGUUAUCGUGUUUGUUCUCAUAAAACAUCAGCACCUGCAUGUGCCAACGAACAUCUUCAUCCUUGGACUGGCAGCCUCCGAUAUUCUGUUGUGUGUGUUCAACUUGCCGUUUCAGCUUCAUUACCAACUCACUAACCAGUGGGCAUUUGGAAAAGCGCUGUGCAAAGUUGUAAUGCCCACUUAUGGUAUACCGGUGUUCGUCUCCACCAUGUCGAUUCUAAUGAUUGCCAUUGACCGAUACAUUCUCAUAGUUCAUCCAUUCCGCAAACGCAUGACAUCUCAAAUGGCUGUUGGGCUAGUUGUCUCCAUUGCUACACUUGCUGUUGUACUGACGGUUCCACUUAUCGUUCAAAUGGAGUACACAGUAAUUGACUUUCCUGAACUUAAGAUUUAUCAAACAUACUGCUCUGAAAUGUGGACAAGUUUAAAACUUCGCCAUGCCUACACAGUUUCAAUCCUAGUUGUUCAGUAUUUUAUGCCCUUAAUUGUGACAUCAUUCUUAUACAUAAGAAUUGGUAAUGUUUUAACACGGAGGCCGAUCAAAAAGAAGGAAAAACGGCAUAAACACAAAACGAACAAAAUUUUAAUUGCCAUAGUUUUAUUUUAUGCGAUAUGCUGGACUCCCUGGACAAUGCUUGCACUUAUGUUGGAGUUUUAUCCAAACAUUAUUCCUGGAAGUCAUAUAAAACUAUUUGAUCUUCUUUUAAAAAUAUUCGCAAUGGGGUCGGCGUGUAUAAAUCCUUUCAUGUACGGAUGGCUUAAUGAUAAUUUCCGAAAGGAGUUUAACAUACUGAUGCGAAGACAAAGCAGAAGUCGUGUUAGAACAAAUGGAAAUACAUACAAUUUGGCGGAACAUUCCAGAAUUGAACCCGUGUUUGACGCGAAUAAAUGUCCAGCGUCCAUAGUGUAAUGUUUAAGGAUCGUUGUUAUACCUUGACUGGUUUUGAAGCGUGUUUUAUAUCUGUAACAUUAUCACAUGUUGUUUAAUUCAUUAUAUUAUCAUUUUUAUAGGGACAUGCAAGCAUUGACAAUUAUUUUUGAGUAAAAUUUGUUUCUAUAAAAACAAUAUUUUGGAACAAUAAAAAUUUGUUCUUGACUGCUGUUUCUAAAAAAAAAAAAAUUGUUCGCCAGUUUAUUUUUUUAAUGAUUUCACAAAUUAAUAAUUGUGUAGCUAUAUGAAUACCCUUUUUAAAUUGUGAAUCAACUCUACGACCAUGCCCAGAACUUUUAAAUACAUUGUGAUAUGUAAUGUGUGUAUAAACAAUGUACAAUUCCAAUACAACGUCGAUGUUA
This is a messenger RNA of Mya arenaria, 2168 nucleotides long. RefSeq names its product neuropeptide F receptor-like. Gene Ontology annotation, biological process: G protein-coupled receptor signaling pathway. Lineage: Eukaryota; Metazoa; Mollusca; Bivalvia; Myida; Myidae. Gene Ontology annotation, molecular function: neuropeptide Y receptor activity. The record is from RefSeq and is a predicted model, not a curated record. Gene Ontology annotation, cellular component: membrane. The transcript has 2 exons. The coding region runs from base 622 to 1785 and encodes 387 amino acids.